AUGGAGCUGGACUCGGACCUGCUUCCGGAUGCUUGGAAGGAUGACGUGGCCGGCAUACCUGCAUCUUCGAGGCCUUCCCCUGGUCUGAAGAAGCAGAAGGUGAUGAUCAUUCUGACGUGUGUCAUCUGUGGCCGCAAGUCCCAGGACACUCCAUGGGGCUUGUACGACGAGCAAGGAAAACCCGUUGGGAUUCUUUGCAGACGGGACAAAAAGAUCAUCGUCCGCAUCUAUCCUGGGGAAGACGUGGCCAAGGUGUGUGACAAGCUGGAACAGGAUCCGGCAGUCAAGCAGAUCGUCCAGAAUGCCAUUAAAGUUGUGGAAGAAGAGACUCAGAUCCAGCUGAAUCCUCCGAGCCUUGUUCAACGCAGUCAGCAGCAGGGGUAUCAAGUGUACUACAAACUAGCCUUUUUGGAUCAGGAUGAAAUGACAAGUCUCUGCAAAGACAUGACCCCUUCCGCAUGCGGCUACAAGCCCGUGGAGCUCAAAGUUGAAAACGGCGGGACUCAGCUCGGGUACUUGAUGAGCCCAGUGGGCAUGCCGGAGCAGCUGUGGAGGUCAUGCCGGAGGGUCAAAGUCAUCGGCUCCAAGAUUCUAGAGCACAACGAGCUGUUUCUGCAACCGGAAAACCAGCUUGCUCAGAUACAAGGCACAAACACAUGGAAGUGGAUCACAAAGACAGAGCUGGAGAAGCGCGAAGCAGCUUUGAAGAGCAAGUCCGGCGGUCUCAGGUACACUGAUGUCGUGCAGAAAGCCCUGGAGGUGAAAGAACACAGGAAAGAGGAGCUGGGUGCGGGCAAGGCCAACGAUGAAGCCGCAGGACAUGCAGUGGUCGAGAGCGAGUCCGAGGAGGACGAAGCUGCGAAGCAGCUGAAGCAGCUGCAUGCGGAUGCACAAGCGUCGGGCUCAUUGGAGAUGAACCUUGGGACGCUUGAGGAGGAAGACAAGAAAAAACCGAAAGGAAGGGGAGCCAAAGCCAAAGCUGGCUCGAAAGCCCGCAAGGAGUCCCCAAGCCGACUCAGCCGAGGUGGCCGGUCCAGCACGACUGGGAAGGACAAGGAGAAGGAGCUUCAGUUGGACGAUGCGAACUUGAGCAAGCUGGCCGGCAACCUUGCUCGCAUCGCGCAGCGCAUCAACAAGAUUCCUGAGUGCUUCUUGAAAUUGAACCCGGAGUGCUUCACCGUCGCCAACGGCCGUUCGGUGGACGCGGCGACAAAAACCAACAUCUCCUUGCGACCUUACGUGGUCGCAGCCGAAGCAGCCACCCUCUUGUCCGUCAAGGAUGGCCUAGACAAGGUCAAAAGGAUGACCAAAGCCAACAGGCUCAUGCACUUGGAGGCAAUCAAGGCUGUCAGCUGGGACGUGCCGGUGCAAGUGCAGUGUGCUCACACCGUGGCCGAGGUUGAAGCAGCUUUCGAGGACUUGUUGCAGAGCUGUGCCGCCUCCAGCUCCAACUCCAAGGAGUCCAAGGAGGCCAAGGUUGAGAGGAUCAUCGCAAAGAUUGCCCUCACUCCCAAUUCGGCGGCCACCUUCGAUUGGAAUGAGCCCACAUUCGACGGCUUGCUGACCGGCUUCCAGGCACUUCUGGAGAGAAGCAAGCUUUUCGGUGACGGGAACACGGACGUGGAUGACGAGGCAGCUUCCAUGGAGGCACGGCAAUGUUUCGAGUGUCUAGUGAGUCGACUGCACUUAGUGACUUAG
This is a messenger RNA of Symbiodinium sp. CCMP2592, 1698 nucleotides long. Lineage: Eukaryota; Dinophyceae; Suessiales; Symbiodiniaceae. The record is from the annotation of a GenBank genome assembly.